Molecule: messenger RNA, 1206 nt
Organism: Batrachochytrium dendrobatidis JAM81
Lineage: Eukaryota; Fungi; Chytridiomycota; Chytridiomycetes; Rhizophydiales
Exons: 9
Coding region: 1-1206 (401 amino acids)
Molecular function (GO): protein binding
Source: RefSeq, a predicted model, not a curated record
AUGGACAUUGCAUUGGAAGAAAAACCAUUUGAUACUGCACAUUCAUCCAUGCAGGAUAUAUCCCUGGAUGCUCGUUCAUCACUCGAUGUAGCCUUUACUCGACAGUUGUCUCGCACCUUUUCAAUCAAAGGCGCGACUGAUUCUCUUGCUGCUUCCGACACUGCUUUUGUGUCUGUCUUGCCAAGAGAUGUCGACCCUACUCGCUGUCAUCUGGCAUAUGGUCGUCAAGCCAUUCCCAAAUUGGUGAGCCAGCUUGAAGAUGGUAAAUUGCACUCUCGACAAAAGGCAUUAGUAUUUUUAGCAGAUUUAUGCCACAGUCCAGAAAACGUGGUUCAAAGUGUUGAUGCAGGAAUAGUAGACAGGCUUAUUCCAUUUUUAAGUCUUGAUGAUCUUACAUGUCGCCAAAAAGCAACAGAGAUACUAAGUACUAUUUCAGGACACGCAAUUGGGCGUGCUGAUAUAAUCCAUCAUGAAGCGUUAAAGUGUCUAAUGAAACUGGCAAGUUUUGACCAGUUUACCGAUCCAGAUGAUCUGGUUCGCAAACACACAUUUGAUGUUAUCUGCAGUGUGACGGCUCAAGAACAAGGCGUUCAAAGCACACUACAAUAUAGUUUUUUUGUGCCAAUAGUAGAACGACUAUCUGUUGAAAAUAUGGAGAUUCAGGUUUCAAUGCUAAACACAUGCUACAACUAUAUUCGGUUUGAAACAGAAAAUGAGAUUUCCAAAAUUGCUCUUGAAAAUCAUGCCAUGGAGCAAUUCACAAAUAUUGCAAGAAAAAGUCUUGUGGGUGAUAUAAAGGUUGCUGCGUGUCGCUGUAUCAUGAUGCUAAGUUUCUUUCACGAGGCUAAACGAUUGGCAACAGAAACCGAUACAGUUCUUGUUCUCAUUACACUUUUAAGCGAUCGAAGAUCGGAUGUGCGUGCAGCAGCAGCAGGAGCGUUAAUGAGUAUUACAAUCGACUGUGACGCAAAAAGAGUCAUGGUUCGAGAAAAUGCAUUGCCAAUUCUAAUCGAGCUGCUGUCUGAUACCAAUGAACUUGUUUUGCUGAAUGUCAUCAAGACUAUUACAAACUGUGCCGAAGACUAUAGAGGACGAUUCCAGUUGCAGCAUGGCAUUCAAAAGCUCGAAAAGUUGGUAGCAUCAGACUCGGUAGGUGUUGCAGAAGCUGCACAACAAGCAAUAGCAGUGAUUAUGUGGCGGCCAUGA